UCCGCUGGCGCCUUUGUACUACUGGGAUUUCCCAUUUCCAUGGGAGGGAUCGUGUCGCAUUUGUCCAAUUAUAACCAACCACACGUGCAAGUCUACGUGGUACGCAUUUUAUGGAUGGUACCCAUUUAUUCCGUCGAAAGUUGGCUCGCCAUGCGCUUUCACAAACACGCUAUUUACAUUGAAACGCUCCGGGACUUGUACGAAUCCUACGUCCUCUACAGCUUUUUACAGUUCCUCAUUCAAGUUCUGGGUGGCGAAGAAGCUCUCAUCUUGUUGUUGAAGGACAAGUCUCCUACCCGUGGGGUCCACAUGUGGGGACUCCAGUACUGCGGCCUCAAACCGUGGCUUAUGGGACAACCCGUCCGACGCUCCUGUAAAUUCGGGGUUCUCCAGUACGUGCUCCUGAAAUUCUUUUUCAGUAUCGCCGUCAUGAUUCUGGAAAGACACGGACUCUACAAGGAAGGAAACUUCACCUACAAGGGCGGAUAUCUCUAUAUUUGUGUAUUGACCAACAUAUCCCAGUGCUGGGCCUUGUAUUGUCUCAUAUUCUUUUACUACGCCACGAAAAACGAACUCGCCGCAAUUCGACCCGUCGGAAAAUUUCUUUCCGUCAAGGCCCUCGUCUUUUUCACCUGGUGGCAGUCGGUAGUAAUUGCAAUCUUGUACAAAAUGAAUAUGAUACCGCACUACAGCGUAGGGCAGGACACGAACUGGACCCCGGAAGAUGUGGCCAAGGCGAUUCAGGACUAUUUGAUUUGUAUGGAAAUGUUCUUGGCCGCGGUAGUGCACACCUUUGUCUUUCCGCAUUCGGAGUAU
This is a messenger RNA of Phaeodactylum tricornutum CCAP 1055/1, 816 nucleotides long. RefSeq lists its product with no specific name. The record is from RefSeq and is a predicted model, not a curated record. Gene Ontology annotation, molecular function: transporter activity. The annotation marks the transcript as partial. Gene Ontology annotation, biological process: transport. NCBI's taxonomy places the organism in Eukaryota, Bacillariophyta, Bacillariophyceae, Surirellales, Neidiaceae. The transcript has 4 exons.